AUGAGGCGGCCCAUAGAUCUGGACUUUGAAACUGAAGAGCUCGCGAACCAGCGGCUCCAACAAGUUCUAGCAGAGCGAGCAACAGGUGGACCCAAUGAGCAAGUCAGGUCAAAAGCCUCACGGCUCCGCAACACGCGAAGCUGUGCCAUCUUGGAUUCCACUUUGGAGGAGCCCUUGACGUACUACAAAUCCUUGGAGCCAGUGAAACCCCACUGGCCCCAUCUGUGGCGAAGGCUCCACCUCAAUGAAGGGAUUCGUGUCAGAGACAUGGACACAGUUGUGGUUCCUUCAAAGGACCAACUGGCAAAGACCAAGAAAGGGAUGUUGAGGACCUCAAGUGGUACGGUGACCUAUUCAAGCACCCACGCCACCAAGGUGGAACUCGACGCGCAAGUCUUGGUGCGAAUCUGUGGUGACGGAGUGCCAGGCGGUGGGCACGCAUGGACACCUCCCAGGCUCGCUGUGGAGUUCCAAACCAGGACGGGACGGCCUGGUGUCUGGGCCCACUACGAUAUUGGCAUCACCAGCUUCUUGCUGGUUUUCCCCAAGACCUUUGAUUUGUUUGGUCCCCAGAAGCAGUUUGUCCGCCUGCAUCGCUCCAACUGCCUGACCGUCUUGGACAACGUGGAGGAUUCGAUGGUCCGCCUGGCCAUGUGCCGCCAGGAUGGCCAAAUCCACUACAACAUCUCUGAUAAGUUCUAUCAGGAUCCCAAUGACAAGUGGGCUCAACAACUGGGUGACUUCAACUUUGCCGAAGCCAGUCCAAAGGACUGCAUCUCCAAUGCACGCGCGAGCACUCACAGGACUCACUUUCGGCUUCUCCAGGGAGACCUAGUCCCGCACCGAAUGGUGCGUAGUGACGUGUCACUUGGCUUCGGUGAUGCGCUAGACACUGAGCCAAAAAAGGACACGGUGCCUUAUGAUGCUGAAGAAGCAGCAUGGCAGGGGUGGCAGGUGCCUGCUGCCCCAGCUUCCGGUGUGCAGGCGCCCGAGGAUGCGCUCGACGCAGUUCCACCGACGCUUUGCUACGACACCUUCAUGGCGGAGCCAGGCAGCGGCCCCGGCGGCCCCGGCUUCGCUGAUCCGGCCGUCGAUGCGGCAGCGACCUUGGCAUAUGAAGCGGAUGCAGGUGGGGUGCCGCAAGCCUACGGUCAGUCUGCAGCUCCAGCGUAUCCAAUCGAGGCAGCCACUCAGCAGUAUGGUGACACCUUGGUGUUGGAACACGAGGGCGACACCCAGGAAGCAGAACUACCCCCAGAGAUAGUUGUUCCACCACCAGCACCACCACCAGCAACCGCACCAGCACCUCCAGCAUCUCCAGCACGUCCAGCGCCUCCAGCGCCUCCAGCGCCUCCGGCGCCUCCAGUAGCGCCUCCGGCACCUCCAGUGCCUCCAGCACCAGCAGCACCUGCAUCAGCAGAGAGUCCGGGAAAAGCCUCUGCUUCCUCAGCCGCUUCUCCCGCAGCCCGAGCAGCGACACCCCCCGUGCGCUCACCGAAGAGCGGCUGGUUGAGCUCUCCACGCUCAGCGCCCGCUGUGGCGUCGCCCCGUGCUAGUUCCAGUCGUGCCGCUCCUUCCCCGGCAGCGGCGUCAGCUGCGCCUGCUGCGCCCGCUGCACCUGCUGCCAGCUCCAGCACCUCCAGGAUGCGACGGCUGUGGGGGAAACAGCCACCACCUGCAGGCUAUGUUGCUCCGCCCUUGCCAAAGCGUGCCAAGCGCAAAUCUGCGCCGGUCAAGAUGGCGAGGCCUGCCGCCUCCCCCUCCACACUUCCUGCCAUGGCGGGCUGCCGGGUUCGCGUCAAGGGAGAUGGUUGGGGCGGUGGCACUGGCCAGUAUGAUGCUACCGUGGUGGAUGGCGACGAGCUGUCCUUUACGGUCGUUUUCGUGGGGGAGAACAAGAAACAUCAGGAGACCCAUGUGAUGCGCGAGUUUUGCACCAUGUUGGAGCCUCCUGCCGUUGAGGAGCCAAAGACAACACGCAGGCGAACAUCUUGA
Cladocopium goreaui is the source of this 1995-nucleotide messenger RNA. The record is from the annotation of a GenBank genome assembly. Lineage: Eukaryota; Dinophyceae; Suessiales; Symbiodiniaceae.